AUGUCCGGAUUCACUGUACAACAAGGGGUUAAACCGGAUCGCAUAUUCUCUCAGAUUACUAUCAUCACUCUUGGGUUUAGUACAUCUCCGCUGUUGGAGUCGCAUGAUGAUUUUCAUUCACCUGAAUGGGGUCCCAAGAGAUUGUUGGUUGUGGCGUCAUUCUCUGCUGUUUGCGAGUUUCCUGAACUAUUAUUCUCGCUGUUGGUUGAUUGCAAGUUUUUGAUUGGAGGAGUGAAUCCUGAGAACGGUCAAGUGGCCCCACCUCCCACCUUUGUUGCAUCACAUUAUUUGGCAUUACUGAGAGAGAAAGGACUUCAGAUUGAAAAGUUGGAGAAGGAGAUGAUAGAUGUGACUGUUCAACGAGACUUAGCUCAAUGUCAGGUUCAGGAUUUGCUACAACUGGUUGGGGAUGAGGGACAUUCAAUGACACGGGUAGGUUUUAAUAACUACCCACGCUUGCUAGUUCGGAAGUCACCGGAAUUUGAAAAUCCAGUACCAGAGACUUCCUCUUUGGCAAGUCCUCACUCCUUGGACAUUGGUGUUAGAUCAGUCAAGAGAUCUAUUUAUUCUUAUGGACAUAGUGGGAGAAGCUCUGAUGAUCACUGCAUACAAAUUCUUCCUGAAUUUGAAGAGAACUUUGUGCCGAAUGAUACUUCUCCACAGCUGUUGGUUGGUGUUUCUAUGUUCAUCCGAAGCAAUUCUGGACGGAGUUGGGACAUGGGACUUCGGAGGAUUUAUGCAAGGAAGUUUGAUGCAUAGAGGCAGAAGAAUCGAAUAGAUCAUCAUCUCCUGAACAAAGCACUGAAAUCUCUGAAUCGAUGGUGGCUGGGAACGGAGACACAAUAGAUCAGGAGUUCGUGUCACCGCCACUAAAGGAAGAUAGUAUGUUAAGUUAUAUCACCCAUUUCAUUGCUCAUUCUCAUGAAAAACCAUCUCCAUG
Molecule: messenger RNA, 940 nt
Organism: Camellia sinensis
Lineage: Eukaryota; Viridiplantae; Streptophyta; Magnoliopsida; Ericales; Theaceae
Source: RefSeq, a predicted model, not a curated record